AACUCAUCUGUCCAUCAUAAUUGCUCUCAAACUAUGUCACUGUUCCUGGUUCAAUGUCGCUUGACCCUUCAUCGCGAUUCCUAUCUAUACCUUAUUCCGCCUCCAGACUUUAUCAAUACUUCAGCCCUCAGCAUGUUUGCUCUCCCAGGAGGAUUUUCACCUGGUUCGGCGUAUGAACGGAGGAUGCGGAUGUCGAGAGCGAAGAGCAGUUCAGAGAUCGCUUGACUAACACUUGGCGCCAGAUGAUGUUCGUCUCUGGGGAAACUGCCGAACCCUCGGUUGAAACGACUACUCUCAUCGAGGAGAUUGUUCGCCAACAAGUUGUCGAAAUUCUUGCUAGAAGCACCGCUCUAGCAACCCGCCGCGGUGUGCGCUCUAUCUCCACCGAUGAUCUGAUCUUCUUGAUCCGUCACGAUAAGGCCAAGGUAUCUCGCCUGAAAACCUUCCUCUCAUGGAAGGACGUUCGGAAGAACGUCAAAGACUCGGACGACAAGGGCGGUGCCGAUGCGGCCGACUUCGCCGCCGCCGACGAUCCCAUCGCCGGAGGCGUCGUGGCUGGACCUCAGGACGUUGCGUCGAAGCCGAAGAACAAGCGGGCCCGUGUCGGUCUCGCUUGGGACGUGAACAGCUUCUAUUCCGUGCAGGUUCCCGAGCGCGAGGAUGAAGAAGACGAGGAAGAGGAAGAGCAGAACUACGCCACCCUGCAGCGCCUUGCCGCUGCCGACGAACGCACCAAGCACAUGACGAGGGAAGAAUAUGUGUUCUGGUCGGAAUGCCGUCAGGCGUCCUUCACUUACCGCAAAAGCAAGCGAUUCCGGGAGUGGGCCGGGUUCGGAAUCGUAACGGAGUCGAAACCUAACGAUGAUAUUGUCGACAUCCUCGGGUUCCUGACCUUCGAGAUAGUGCAAACACUGACCGAGGAGGCCCUCAAGGUCAAGGAACGGGAGGAUCGAGAGAAGAACCGUCGUGGCGGCGCAGAUAAUGGCGAGGAUUCCAAGAAACGUAAGCGCGAGACCGGACUCUUCGAUCCCCCCGAGGAGGGCCGUACUCCUGUCGAACCCAAGCAUAUUCGCGAAGCCUAUCGCAAACUACAGGCGACUCCCAAUAAGAACAUCGCCAUGCUGCUACACAACGGUCGUGUGCCGGCCCGGAUGCCAUUACGAUUGAUUUGAUGGGGUUAUUUUGUUAUACGGCGUCUAUUGGAGUCCAAGCUAGUGAUACCCUCAACAUGCACUCCUAAUUUUAGGACCAGCCCCUUUGCAUGAUCUGGUGCGAUAGCAUUGCCAUAAUUAAUUUGCUUUUGUUCUGCACCAAGACUUUUUUGCUUACGCCCCACAUAUCUGGAGUUUCUGCCAUUGGAGGAUGUAUCUUUCAUUUCGCAAAUUAAUACAAAUAUGAUACUAGUGACAUGCUACUUCGCACAUGUGUCAUUAGGGUCAUGAAAUCAUAGGUAAUCCACUCGUCCACGGCUUGCGUGGUUCAGCGAAUAACGAACAGCGAGAAUUUACUCGUUCGCGUGCGUACGGCGCCCUAUCAUUCCCGAUUAGUAUCGAUCUAAUGUUCAAUGACGAUAAGUGAGAGGAAAAGCAAAAGAACUUACACUCCUCCAGCUCCGCCCGCGACAGCUCGCGGAUGCUGUUGAUAGCCGGCACGUUCCCGGUGGCCACGC
Messenger RNA from Aspergillus uvarum CBS 121591, 1669 nucleotides. Its product is annotated as transcriptional regulator SPT3. The record is from RefSeq and is a predicted model, not a curated record. Gene Ontology annotation, cellular component: SAGA complex. The transcript has 3 exons. Gene Ontology annotation, biological process: transcription by RNA polymerase II. Gene Ontology annotation, molecular function: transcription coregulator activity; protein heterodimerization activity. NCBI's taxonomy places the organism in Eukaryota, Fungi, Ascomycota, Eurotiomycetes, Eurotiales, Aspergillaceae. The coding region runs from base 243 to 1172 and encodes 309 amino acids.